UUGAUAUCUGCACUUCCACACAGACGCGACCGCAGCCAGACGACAAUCAGGUCCGGGGCAGCAAGGGCAAGCGUGAGAGGAAGACAGAACGUGAAUGAAAAAAGUGCAGUACAGGGACAGAAGAGAAAACGCAGUCUAAACAUCUAGCUCCUAUCAGAAACGUACACAUAGAGCACGACCUGAGGAAAAGUUUUUGAAGCUCAGAGCAAGAUGACCCAGUUGGAGAUCCCGAUGCAGUAUGAUAAUGGACUUGACCAAUAUGACUACAUGAUACAAGAAGACGAAUGGGAUAGAGACCUUCUAUUAGACCCGGCAUGGGAAAAACAACAGCGGAAGACUUUUACAGCCUGGUGUAACUCCCACCUGAGAAAGGCUGGCACUCAGAUUGAGAACAUUGAGGAAGAUUUCAGGAAUGGCCUGAAACUCAUGCUGCUGCUGGAGGUCAUCUCAGGUGAAAGGUUACCCAAGCCAGACCGAGGAAAGAUGCGUUUCCACAAGAUAGCCAAUGUAAACAAAGCUUUAGACUUCAUCAUCAGCAAAGGAGUGAAGCUUGUCUCUAUUGGAGCAGAAGAAAUCACGGAUGGGAAUGUUAAGAUGACUCUUGGAAUGAUUUGGACCAUCAUCCUCCGCUUUGCCAUUCAAGACAUCUCAGUUGAAGAAACCUCUGCCAAGGAGGGGCUUCUUCUGUGGUGCCAAAGAAAGACUGCCCCCUACAGGAAUGUCAAUGUCCAGAACUUCCAUGUCAGCUGGAAGGAUGGGCUGGCAUUCUGUGCCCUGAUCCACAGGCAUCGGCCUGACCUCAUCGAUUACUCCAAACUCAACAAGGAUGACCCUAUGGGAAACCUGAACCUCGCCUUCGACAUCGCAGAGAAACACCUGGACAUCCCCAAAAUGCUGGACGCAGAGGACAUUGUGAACACCCCUAAGCCUGAUGAGAGAGCUAUUAUGACCUAUGUAUCCUGCUUCUACCAUGCCUUUGCUGGUGCUGAGCAGGCUGAGACGGCUGCUAACAGGAUCUGCAAAGUUCUGGGUGUCAAUCAGGAGAAUGAGAAGUUAAUGGAGGAAUAUGAGAGACUGGCCAGUGAGCUGCUGGAGUGGAUCCGGCGCACCACGCCGUGGCUGGAGAACCGCGCGCCUGAGAAGACCAUGGCCGAGAUGCAGAGGAAGCUGGAGGACUUCAGGGACUACCGCAGGCUCCACAAGCCCCCCAAAGUGCAGGAGAAGUGCCAGCUGGAGAUCAACUUCAACACGCUGCAGACCAAGCUGCGCAUCAGCAACCGCCCCGCAUUCAUGCCUUCCGAGGGCAAGAUGGUGUCGGAUAUUGCCAGUGCUUGGCAGGGCCUGGAAGGGGCAGAGAAGGGAUAUGAGGAGUGGCUGCUGACUGAGAUCCGUCGCCUGGAACGUCUGGACCACCUGGCUGAGAAAUUCCGCCAAAAGGCCACCACACAUGAGACCUGGGCCAGUGGUAAAGAGGAGAUUCUGACCAGUAAGGAUUAUGAAUCGGCUACUCUGACUGAGCUGAGGGCGAUGCUACGGAAACAUGAGGCAUUUGAGAGUGACCUGGCAGCCCAUCAGGACAGAGUGGAGCAGAUCGCUGCCAUCGCACAGGAGCUGAAUGAGCUGGAUUACCAUGAUGUUGCUGCUGUCAAUCAGAGGUGUCAGAGCAUCUGUGAUUUAUGGGACCAGCUGGGCACUCUCACCCAGAAGAGGCGGGAGGCCCUAGAGAGGACAGAGAAGCUGCUGGAGACAGUGGACCAGCUGUUUCUGGAGUAUGCUAAGAGAUCAGCUCCAUUUAACAACUGGAUGGAGGGAGCCAUGGAGGACCUGCAGGACAUGUUUAUUGUGCAUACCAUCGAAGAAGUCCAGACCCUGAUUGCUGCCCAUGAGCAGUUUAAAGCUACUCUACCUGAGGCAGAUGGAGAGAGGCAGGCCAUCCUGGGCAUCCAAAACGAAGUGCAUAAAAUCUGCCAGAGCUACAGCGUGCGUGCCAACCUCACCAACCCGUACAGCUCCAUCACCACGGAGGAGCUCAUGGCCAAGUGGGACAAGGUUAAGAAGCUUGUUCCUCAGAGAGACGGGUCUCUUCAGGAGGAGCUGGCCAGGCAGCAUGCCAACGAGAGGCUGAGACGGCAGUUUGCCGCCCAGGCUAACCUGAUUGGACCCUGGAUCCAAACCCGGAUGGAGGAAAUUGGCCGCUGUGCACUGGAGAUGGUCGGCACUCUGGAGGACCAGAUGACCCAGCUAAAGCAGAUAGAGCAUGUCAUCGUCACAUACAAACCCAACGUCGACAAGCUGGAGGGAGACCACCAACUCAUCCAAGAGUCCCUGAUCUUUGACAACAAGCACACCAACUAUACAAUGGAGCACAUUCGGGUGGGCUGGGAGCUGCUCCUCACUACCGUCGCUCGCACCAUCAACGAGAUCGAGACUCAGAUCCUGACCCGAGACGCCAAGGGCAUCAGCCAAGAACAGAUGCAUGAGUUCCGCUCCUCCUUCAACCACUUUGACCGGAAGAAGAAUGGUGCCAUGGACACUGAUGACUUUAGAGCCUGCUUGAUCUCUAUGGGCUAUGAUUUGGGUGAGGUGGAGUUUGCUCGGAUCAUGAUGCUGGUUGACCCCAAUGCCUUGGGGCUGGUGUCCUUCCAGUCCUUCAUUGAUUUCAUGACCAGAGAGACGGCUGAUACUGAUACAGCGGAGCAGGUUGUGGCGUCCUUCAGGAUCCUGGCUGCUGACAAGCCUUACAUCCUGCUGGAUGAGCUGCGGAGGGAGUUGCCCCCUGACCAGGCCGAGUACUGCAUCAUGAGGAUGCCCCCCUUUGGGGGGUCGGGUGGGGUCCCCGGUGCCCUCGACUACACUGCCUUCUCCACUGCCCUCUACGGAGAGAGUGACCUUUAACCUCUGGCACCUUUAACUCCUUCACCCUGUCCCUAUCAGCCCUUUCCACCUCCAUAAAUGCUCCUCUACCCUUUAGAGGCCUGUCAGCAUUUGACUAAGUUAUCUGAAAUAGCAGAUGCACCUAGGUUCAUGAAUACUUUACUUUAAUUGUCAUUAUUAUCCACUGUGUUAUUACUAAGGAUUGAAGUUAUGCAUAUCAUUUGUGUGCAGUUCCCAGGUUAAUCUCAUUUCCCUAGGCCUAUGAAACAUAAUCAUCUUUACAUCUCAGUAGAGUAAUAGCUAUGUUUUUUUUAAAUAUUACAUUACUCUGGAGGACACACCUUGAUAGUACUGAUCUAUGCAUACAGAGUAGUAGAUUAUGCUCUUUGAACUCAUACAGCUACAAACAAAGAUUCAUUUUCACAAAUCACCACCCAGUGCCUCUGAUAUAAUCUUAGAUCUUUUGCAGAACAUGCAUUUAAAUGAAUGUAUCUCAGAAUGUGGAAGUCUUGCAUGCACCUCAGUUUAAAUGUAAUGAGUUGCUAGAUCAUUUUGUGUUCUGAAAAGCGUUUGACAAUUUGACAGUAUACACCAGGGGGUUACGUGUUAUGAUGCAAAAUGCCUCCCAGUUCUGUAUUGGAUCUGCCUUUUAGGACAGCAGAAAUAUAUAGAACAGAAUUUCACAGAACUCAAACACAUAUUUCCUAAUGUAAAUGGUCUGUAACCCAUUGUGGCGGAUCCGCUAGCCUCUCCAGAGUGUCCAUAAUAUAUUAAAUGCAUACAGUCUUUACUUAUUUGCACACAUUUGGCUUCUUGUACACAGCUUCAUGUCAAAGAUCAAUUAUGCAACAUAUUCACUGUUCUACACAACACUCCUGUGCCAACUCUAAACCUGAGAAUGAAUACCAAAUUAUUCUUCAUGUUUGGGCUAAUUCAGUAGCAUUGGAAUCUUGCUUUCUGGCACUGGUUAGCUGAACCGUAUGUUUCGGCGGUAAGUUUGUUUUACAACAAUUUAGGAAGACAAAUUGUUUUGUUUUGCCUUCAGAAGACAUUUCUGUAAAACUAGACAAUGACGGUGCUUUAAAAAAAAAAAUCAAGACCUGCUCUGAACUAUUUGGUUUUAUUUUAUGUGUAAUUAUGAAGCUGCUAUGGAUAUCCUGUGCCAUUUAAAUGUUACCAUAUUGCAUAAAGCAGCUGUUAAAAAAACAACAUACAUUUGAAAGGAAAUGUAUUUAAAGAUAAGAGUUUUAGGAAAUGCCUCCUGCGUAGUUCACUCUGCAAACUGCACAUUUGUCACCCCACCCUAUCUAUUAGCAAGAGUAAUGCCAUCACGAGACCAUCAUAACAGACAUCUGUACCAUUUCCUUCCUAUCGCCUUUUAUCCAAUAAAGUUGUUACAAGCCCUUA
Molecule: messenger RNA, 4281 nt
Organism: Clupea harengus (Atlantic herring)
Lineage: Eukaryota; Metazoa; Chordata; Actinopteri; Clupeiformes; Clupeidae
Gene: actn2b
Product: actinin, alpha 2b
Molecular function (GO): protein binding; calcium ion binding
Source: RefSeq, a predicted model, not a curated record